Messenger RNA from Lachancea dasiensis, 1848 nucleotides. The record is from the annotation of a GenBank genome assembly. NCBI's taxonomy places the organism in Eukaryota, Fungi, Ascomycota, Saccharomycetes, Saccharomycetales, Saccharomycetaceae.
AUGAAAUCAGAAUACCUAGCUGCCGCUGGGCUUGCGGGCGGCCGAGUUCUCGCUAACUCAGAGAUACCACAGCCUGAGAUGCAAGAAAUCACAAACUUUUGUAAGAUGGACAAGGACUCACUGGUAGGAUCGAGCUGUGAUGUAACGUUUAAAGAAAUUAAUGAUAUCAACCACAAGAUACGGCCUGACCUGCUUUCUUUAGUUCACAGCGAUUUCUUCAAGUACUUCAAACUGGACUUGUACAAAGAAUGUCCAUUUUGGAAUGACAAUAAUGGAUACUGUGUGAAUCGCGCAUGUGCUGUUGACGUUGUUGAGGAUUGGGACCAGCUGCCUGCGUACUGGCAACCGGAGGUUUUGGGUAGCCUGACGAACGAAAGUUUAAGCGCCGAUCAAGCGCGCGACGACGAAUGUUCAUUUCUGGAUCAAUUGUGUGAUAAUUCCCGAGCUAAACUAAGUCGGCAAGGCCCUGACAUUGAGUACUGCGACAUCGAAGAUUUCCAUAACGAUCAGUCAGUGCUAGUGGACCUCACUGCCAACCCAGAACGUUUUACUGGAUAUGGUGGUGAGCAGUCCUCUCAGAUUUGGUCGAGUAUCUACCGCGAAAAUUGCUUUACAUUGAACGAAACUGGUCAAUGCCUAGCCAAAGAUGCCUUCUACAGAUUGGUGUCAGGAUUGCAUGCUUCUAUUGGAACUCAUCUUUCAAACGACCAUUUGAAUACAGAGACUGCAAAAUGGGGCCCUAACCUGGAACUUUUCAUGGCUCGUGUGGGAAACUUCCCGGAGCGCGUUGCUAAUAUAUACUUCAACUAUGCCGUCGUCGCAAAAGCGCUAUGGAAAAUUCAGCCUUAUUUGUCACAUUUGGAGUUCUGCAAUGCCUACCACGAGGACGUAAAGUCCAUGAUUACCAGUGUAGUCUCCAACUUGGAUUCGAAGAUUUUCAACGAGGACGUUUUAUUCCACGACGAUAUCAGCUCAAAGUUAAAGAACGACUUCAGAUCAAGAUUUAAGAAUGUGACAAAGAUCAUGGAUUGUGUUCAUUGUGAUAGAUGCAGACUAUGGGGCAAAGUGCAAACGACUGGUUAUGCCACAAGUUUAAAGAUUCUCUUUGAGAUCGAUACUGAUGAUGAAGAAGCCAAGCAAACUGUUGUUGAUAAGCUAACAAAAUAUGAGCUCAUCGCAUUGUUCAACACUUUUGACAGACUCUCCAAAAGUAUAGAGUCUAUUAACAAUUUCGAGAAAAUGUACAACGAUAAACUUUUAACCGCUGGAGAUAGAAUUUUGGCUCUAUUCAAAGCUAACAAUUUUUUUAGAAUCUUAGGGAAUGCUGGAAAGAGCAUCAGUUCUUCGUUCAUCAAUAGGUCAAAUGAUUCGUCGGCACCUAACAUCGACGUAUUGGAAGGACUGAAAGAUAUGAAUAUAUCUGAAGCGAUUGGCUUGAAUGAUGAGAUGAACGUCUCUGAAGCUAUGGGCUUGAAUGAUGAGAAGAACGUUUCUGAAACAGGUGAUGUAAACGAAGUUUCUGAUGCUUCAAAUAUAGAAUCCAUCCAAGCCCCCGAAACUAAGGCACCUGAGCCCAAGUUCCAGGAUGUUAAAUUGCCACCACCCAAAAAGGUGCCCACUAAACCUGUUGAGAACGAAAAUAGCAUAAGCAAGGCGUGGCACACCGAGAUCGACAAUGUGAAAUCUGCCCUUGUGUUUAUUUUCAAAAGCUACUUCGGUCUACCAAGGAAUUUGGCAAGAAUGGCUUUGUACAAGUUAAACAGCUUGUGGAAUUCUUUUGUGGGGGUGCCAAGCUACGUCAACGACCAAGACCACAGUCCCGCAACGUAUCAGUUGACUAUUCAGUGA